AUGGUGAAAGCACAACAUAAAUACUUCUUCCUUACUAUGUUGAUUGCGUAUAUCACUACCAUUUCGAUUAGUACUUAUUUCAAUGUAAAGAAGAAUCACUGUACAUAUAGUAAUAAUAUAUUAGUAGAUAGCCAUUCGGUAAGCGUGGCAGCAAGUAUCCGGACGAGAAGAUCUGCGGUCAGAAAAGAACAAGCAGUAUCUCUCGCACAUGGAUUGGAAGCUGAGUUACAAUGCCGACUCUACAGUGCAGGUCAGCUUCCGGCAUACCAAGACCGACAACCGGGAUUCAAAGAGCGACCGAACCUCAUUGCUUUCGUCGCCAGUAACUGCAAGGCGGGUGGCGCUGACAAGCGUGCCGAGUAUGUACGCGAACUCAUGAAACACAUCAAAGUCGAUUCCUACGGACUGUGUCUGCAGAAUCAAGACAAAGAAGCACUGAAUCGUAACACCGCCAGAGACAGAUUCCAAGCCAAGAUGGAUCUCUUUAAGAAGUAUAAAUUCGUUCUGGCAUUUGAGAAUAAUAAUGUUACCGAUUAUGUUACUGAGAAACUUCCACAUACUUAUUUGAGUGGAUCACUUCCAGUCUAUAUGGGUGCCGAUAAUGUGGAAGAUUGGACACCUGGAAUCGCCGAAACUACUGGCGGAUUACCUAAAGUUGGUGGCGGCCAACGAGACAUUGAAGCACCGUUGAAACGCAGCUUCGAACGUCAUUACAAUAACUGUGUAUUUCUCGCAGAGUGUCGUGUUUGCGACCGUGUCAGACAGGAGCGUAUCAAUGCGAAGCACUCGAAUUACCAACCUUCGUCGGCAUCGCUUGCCACGUCGGGCAGCAUCGAUAGCAUGCCACAGAUCAUCAAGGACUAUGUAUUUGCCGACGAGUUUUUCGUUGUCAAUGACAUUGCCGUACUGGUUAUCUUCAUUAUCUCAAUGCUUUAUAUCGUGUUGUUUAUGUUUGGUGUGUACGAUAUCAUAAAGAUCAAAGUAAUCAUACCGCUAUGUUGUAAGGAAACCUCGUACUUUAGACUGAAACUUAGACCCAGAUCGAAGAAAUCCAGCAACACAAUCGAAUCAAUUCCAAUAGAACCACUUACAACAACAGAUUAUUUAGCAGUUGACAAUCAAAUUGAUACAGAUCAACAACUUCAAAUUUCAAAAGAUACAGAAAAUAUUCAAUAA
This is a messenger RNA of Heterostelium album PN500, 1176 nucleotides long. RefSeq lists its product as uncharacterized. The record is from RefSeq and is a predicted model, not a curated record. Gene Ontology annotation, molecular function: alpha-(1->3)-fucosyltransferase activity. The coding region runs from base 1 to 1176 and encodes 391 amino acids. Lineage: Eukaryota; Evosea; Eumycetozoa; Acytosteliales; Acytosteliaceae. The transcript is spliced from 7 exons. Gene Ontology annotation, cellular component: membrane.